Cephus cinctus (wheat stem sawfly) is the source of this 1737-nucleotide messenger RNA. RefSeq lists its product as uncharacterized. The record is from RefSeq and is a predicted model, not a curated record. Lineage: Eukaryota; Metazoa; Arthropoda; Insecta; Hymenoptera; Cephidae. The transcript is spliced from 3 exons. The annotation marks the transcript as partial.
AGAUAAGAAAAAUAGUUAAAAAAGGUGGGAUAGUGAAAAAACCAGAAAAAGAAGAGAAGAUUGACUUAAUCGAAAGUUUGUUUGACUAUGAAAUUGGAGGCAUAUUAGAACCUGCAGACAUAGAUGAGUUACGCAAAGUAGUGAAACAAGUCAUAGAAGAAAUUAGAUAUAAUCAAUUCAAAGUGCUAACAGAAAAGUUAAAAGUAGCAAAAGGUGCCACGAAACCAAAAGACACGUCGACAGAAAACGUAAGCAAAUCGGAAGAGAACGAGCAAAGUAAAGCAGAAGGGAAGAAACCUGAAGAGUCUGUAAGCUCAGAAGUAUUUCACAACGGGGAAGACGUGGACAGUACAGAGGUCAACGACAGCGAAGAGUCAGAAGAAGACCGAGAAAUGGGAGAACGAGGAAGAGUUCAUUCUUCGCUGCAUAAGGAUGAUUGGGAAACAUUCAUUGAGCAAAUGGAAAUGUAUUUUGAAGCAAAAGAAAUUAAAGCGGAUAAGCAAAAAUCAAACUUAUUGACGCAAGUGGAUACAGAUACAUUUAAAUUAAUCAAACAACUUUUGACUCCAGAAAACAUAAAAGAUAAAAGUUAUGACGACAUAGUAAAAGUUAUGAAUGAACAUCUUAAUCCAAAGCCAUCGGAAGUGAUGGAGAGAUGUAAUUUUAAUACGGCAAGACAAGAGUCGUCAGAAACAGUGGCUGAAUUCGCAGCAAAGCUUAAAAAAUUAUCAUUGAAGUGUGAUUUUAAAACAAACCUAAAUGAUGCAUUAAGGGACCAGUUCGUGGUUGGUUUAAAAAACCACGAUACGAGGGUAGCCCUUUUCAAAAAAGAAAAAUUACCCUUUGAAGACGCGCUUAAGGAAGCUACAGCACAAGAAGCUGCUGAGAUAAAUGCAUCAGGCACCAGUAAAAUAAUAGGCAAUCAAGAUAGAAAAAGAGAAGUGUUUGCCUUAAGGUCCACGCAGCCUCAUUGGAAAAAUAAAAGUACGGGAAGGCGUACUGAGCAAGGCACACGUCAGCCAUCAAAAAGGACAAUUAAGCAAGUAUGCAGGAGUCGAAGACCAAAUAAAAACAAGGACCAGCAGCGAGUACAGCUCAUGCAGGACGACGAUGAGUCAGGGGGCAACGGCCAGAUAGCUGACGAAGCAGGUGGAAGUUUCGAAAAUAAGAGAGACUUUCUUUACUUAAAUGAACAUGAAGAAUUUGUGUGUAAACAGGUAAUGAGCGACAAAGAUAUAGAAGGUAAUCCAAUGUUUAAAAAUUCAGUCGACGUGAGCGAAUGGGCAACGCCGAUAGUACCGGUAUUCAAAAGUAAUGGUAAUAUUCGAAUUUGUGGAGAUUUUAAAAUGACAUUAAAUCCGCAUAUUAUUAUGGAUAUAUAUCCCUUGCAUACAAUCGAUGAUAUUUUUGCUAAGCUUCAAAACGGAGAUACUUUUACCGAAUUGGACUUAACGCAUGCCUACAUGCAAUUUCCCGUAGAGGAAGAAUGCUCGAAAUUGUUAACAAUUGUAACUCAUGUAGGGCUUUUUAGGUACACAAAGGUACCAGAGGGUGUUUCGCCUGCACCUGCGGAUGUUCAAAAGAAAAUGGAUGAGUGUUUGAGAGGAUUACAAGGCACGAUAGCGUAUAUUGAUAAUAUUUACGUAACAGGUAAAACUACGGAAGAGCAUUUAAAAAAUUUAGAGAACGUUUGUAAUAGAUUACAAGAAUGCGGAUUACGAGUAAAUAGAGAAAAAU